Molecule: messenger RNA, 1950 nt
Organism: Arabidopsis thaliana (thale cress)
Lineage: Eukaryota; Viridiplantae; Streptophyta; Magnoliopsida; Brassicales; Brassicaceae
Product: 2-oxoglutarate (2OG) and Fe(II)-dependent oxygenase superfamily protein
Exons: 4
Coding region: 90-1151 (353 amino acids)
Molecular function (GO): iron ion binding; 2-oxoglutarate-dependent dioxygenase activity
Source: RefSeq, marked reviewed
GUCAUCCAUCAAAAGCUCUAUAAAACCAAUAAUCUUCAUUGGAUGUAAAAUUAUCUAUUUACAUUUUUCUCUUUCAAGAAGAAGCAGCCAUGGAAGGUAAAGGAGUAACCUUUAGUUCUGUUAUAGUUCCUUCUGUUCAAGAGAUGGUGAAGGAGAAGGUGAUCACAACGGUACUUCCUCCGAGGUAUGUGCGGUCUGAUCAAGAAAAAGGCGAGGCAGCCAUUGAUUCUGGUGAAAACCAAAUCCCAAUCAUAGACAUGAGUCUUUUGUCUUCUUCAACCUCCAUGGAUUCUGAGAUUGACAAACUCGACUUUGCUUGCAAAGAAUGGGGAUUUUUCCAGCUUGUAAACCAUGGAAUGGACUUGGACAAAUUCAAGUCCGAUAUUCAAGAUUUCUUCAACCUUCCCAUGGAAGAGAAGAAGAAGCUGUGGCAACAACCCGGUGAUAUCGAAGGGUUUGGACAAGCUUUUGUGUUUUCAGAAGAGCAGAAACUCGAUUGGGCUGACGUUUUCUUCCUUACAAUGCAACCUGUUCCAUUACGCAAACCUCACUUGUUUCCCAAGUUACCUCUUCCCUUCAGAGAUACACUGGAUACGUAUUCGGCUGAACUGAAAAGCAUAGCUAAGGUCUUAUUCGCGAAACUAGCGAGUGCACUCAAAAUCAAACCUGAGGAAAUGGAAAAGUUGUUUGAUGAUGAGUUAGGUCAGAGAAUUAGGAUGAAUUACUACCCGCCUUGUCCGGAGCCCGAUAAGGCUAUUGGUCUAACUCCACAUUCCGAUGCUACAGGACUCACCAUACUGUUGCAGGUUAAUGAAGUUGAAGGUCUCCAAAUCAAGAAAGAUGGCAAGUGGGUUUCUGUCAAACCUCUCCCAAAUGCUUUAGUUGUCAAUGUUGGAGACAUCUUAGAGAUCAUAACGAAUGGGACAUACCGAAGUAUAGAGCAUCGUGGAGUUGUAAACUCAGAGAAAGAGAGGCUUUCUGUGGCGUCAUUCCAUAAUACGGGGUUCGGUAAAGAAAUUGGUCCGAUGAGAAGUCUCGUGGAAAGGCACAAGGGUGCACUUUUCAAAACCCUGACCACUGAAGAGUAUUUCCAUGGCUUGUUUUCCCGUGAGCUCGAUGGAAAAGCUUACCUUGAUGUUAUGAGAAUCUAAGGAAACCAUGCAUAAAACCAUUGUCUUCUUGUGUUACAUAUACUCUGUUUCUUCUCUGUUUUCAUACUUUCUGCGGCAAUCAUCUCUGUCUGCUUUAUAUAUGUUAAAACAAUGACUAAUAAAGAAUGUUUGUGCUUUUGAUGUUAGUGUUGCUCAAAGCUAUAUCUAAUAAAAGUAACACAUUGUCCCAAAAAAUAAAAAUAACAGUAACACAGACGCUCUAUUUUUGAAACAGAUGUGAGAUUUUAUUUAGCAAUGUAUUUUUUUUUGUUACCAAUCAACCAAAUACAUUCUCAGUCCAAUAAAUGAUCUCAAAACAUCCCCCCAUCUUUCGAGGUACGCUUCUUUGGAGAUUGAGGUAUAACUUAAGUUUGCUCAAAAUGUUCAUGGUAAGCGAUGACAAAAAGCUUUCUCUAUCCGGCAGAAUAAUCUGCAGAUCUCUAGCAGACCUCGAGUUUCUUGGAAGUAAAAAUCUCCGUCAAGAAUGCAGCAGAGAAUCCAAAGCGUGAAACUGUACCUUCUAAGAAUUUGGAUCUUCCAAAUGCCCAAAAGUCUCAUUCCAAUGGCUUACAGCUUCUUCCUGUGUUCGCAUAAUCCAGAUAUGUUUUUCCGCAGCAGCUUUCUCUUGCUCUUCCAGAAUUCUCUGCAAUUGUCAAAGCUUAAAUUUUCUUGGACAAAACAGACACAUUCAUACACAAACAGUAGAAACUGCACCAAUGUUAUGUGCAUAAAGGACAUGGUGCAGAAGGACAUUGUCCCAUGUUCAGAAACAAAAUGUAUGCUAAACAUAAAAGCUGCA